CCCCCCGCCCCGCGGGCCGCCCCGCCCCGCGGCUUCCUCUAGGGCCGCGGGCACUGAGGCCGCACAGGGCAGAGGAGCAGGAGCCGGCGAGCAGGCGGUGGCGGCGGCUGCGGAGGCGAUGGCAGGGAAAGAAUUGGAGCGAUGCCAGCAGCAGGCAGAUGAAGUGACGGAAAUCAUGCUCGACAAUUGCCAAAAGGUCAUGGAGCGGGAUGGCAAGCUGGCAGAACUGGAGCAGCGCUCAGACAAGCUCCUGGACAUGAGUUUGGCCUUCAGCAAGACAACCAAUAAUCUAGCCCAAAAGAAGCGCUGGGAGAACAUCCGGUGCCGGGUCUACUUGGGGCUGGCAGUGGCUGGUGGCCUACUCAUCAUCCUGAUUGUGCUGCUGGUCACCUUUCUUCCGACGAGCGAUGGGGACAGUAGCCAACCAUAGGACUUGGAUGCAGGAACUGCCUUACGAACUGGGAACUGACCCGGCCAGGCCUGGAGGAGAGGCCGAAUGACUGCACAGGCCUGUUCUGGUCUCCAGGGAAUCCUGGUGUUUGUGGCUGUCUAGGCCAGCCCACUGAGUGCCGAAGGGCAUCCUGGAUGUGUGCACCUCUGCAUCUCCCGUUAUGUCAUAGACUGGCCCUUGAGGGCAGCCUGCUGCACUGGCCUUACUAAGCUGCACCGCUGGAGCUGAGUAAAAGCUGCUGUUUGGUUAAAA
This is a messenger RNA of Myodes glareolus (Bank vole), 703 nucleotides long. The record is from RefSeq and is a predicted model, not a curated record. NCBI's taxonomy places the organism in Eukaryota, Metazoa, Chordata, Mammalia, Rodentia, Cricetidae.